UUAAUCGUGUAUUAAAUGGAAGUGUUGUAUUCUACGAACUCAAUAAGGAUCGUUUAUUCUCGGCUCGAUUUGAAACGGCUGUGGAGGCCAGUGCAAGAAAUCGCUGCCUGCUCUCAUCGAUUCCGGCUGUUGUCAGAUCCGCCUACACUGGCAGCUUCUUUUACACAAGAAAAUAACAUUGCAGAUAUGUUUUUGUCCGCUGCAGUUCGGUCCGCCGUUUCUUAUUCGGCGAGGCAGAUUCGCUACCUGCAUCAGACAGCAGUGCGUUCUGGAGGUGGUGGAGCAUUGUUUGUGCACAGAGACACUUCAGAGAACAACCCAGACACCCCAUUUGAAUUUACACCUGAAAACCUGACGAGAAUAGAAGCCAUCCUGUCUAAUUACCCAGAGGGACAUAAGGCGGCAGGUACAAUUCCAGUGUUAGACCUGGCCCAGAGGCAAAAUAAUGGAUGGCUGCCCAUCUCUGCAAUGAACAAGGUAGCCGAGGUACUGGAUAUGCCAGCCAUGAGGGUAUACGAAGUAGCUACAUUUUACACAAUGUUCAAUCGCCAUCCAGUGGGCAAGUACCACAUUCAGGUCUGCACAACCACACCAUGCAUGCUUUGCAACUCUGAUAGCAUCCUGGAAGCCAUCAAGAACAAACUGGGUAUAAAAGUAGGAGAAACAACUCCUGACAAACUGUUCACCUUGGUCGAAGUGGAAUGCUUAGGUGCCUGUGUAAAUGCCCCUAUGAUACAAAUCAACGACAACUAUUAUGAGGAUCUUAAACCUCAGGACAUUGAACAGAUUCUUGAUGAUCUGAAGGCAGGAAAAGUACCAUUACCUGGUCCAAGGAAUGGUCGUUUCUCUUGUGAACCAGCUGGCGGGCUGACUUCCCUGACUGAACCACCCACUGGACCUGGCUUUGCAGUGCGACCAGACCUUUAACUGUUUUAAAGAUCUAUUUGAGAUGAAUAAUACAUCUGUAGAUGUGGGCUUGAACAUUGAUGGUGCAUCACAUGCUAAAGAUUACAGUGCAAACAUGUUGCCUGUGUAUAUAUUAAAUACUUUUCCCCUAUAAUUAUGUAUUUUGUAGGAGGCUGUGUGGUCCAGCUCACUCACUGACUCACUGUGUGACCCUGAGCAAGUCACUUAACCUCCUUGUGCUCCGUCUUACGGGUGAGACGUUGUUGUAAGUGACUCUGCAGCUGAUGCAUAGUUCACAUAUCCUACUCACUGUAAGUUGCCUUGGAUAAAGGCGUCUGCUAAAUAAACAAAUAAUAAUAAACAAGUAACAAAAGUAAUUUAGCCUAAUGUAAAACCAGAUAUCACUUUAAGAUGCACAAUGUGUUAACAUUGUGCAUUUUAUUCUUAUUUAUUUUUUUAAAAGGUAUAUUGUAGUAAUCAAGGAACCAAAAAAAAUAAAAAAAUGCAAUGUCCUUGCAGUUAUAGUUCUUUUAAAUGGGGGACGGACUAUUGAGUUUGUUUGUUUGUUUGUUUGUUUAGUUCAUUUUAGACAUUAACUCAUCUUGAAUCAAACUUUUCUAGGGCUGUAUUCAAAGGUUCGAAGGUUUGUUCGCUAGCCAGGAAUUUUGAAGGUAGUUCUAAACCUUUGAAGGUUCGUCAGGCGGCAUUCACACACUGUCAGAUAUUUUUUCUUUAUUUUUUUUCUCUGUUAACAGAAACCGUUUGACAAUGUAUGAAUACAAUAAAUUGCACAUUAAAUGUGAAUCAAAUGCAAAAUAA
Molecule: messenger RNA, 1725 nt
Organism: Acipenser ruthenus (sterlet)
Lineage: Eukaryota; Metazoa; Chordata; Actinopteri; Acipenseriformes; Acipenseridae
Product: NADH dehydrogenase [ubiquinone] flavoprotein 2, mitochondrial-like
Exons: 8
Coding region: 16-927 (303 amino acids)
Biological process (GO): mitochondrial electron transport, NADH to ubiquinone
Molecular function (GO): NADH dehydrogenase activity
Source: RefSeq, a predicted model, not a curated record